AUGAAACUGCACGUUUCUAGUUAGAACUUAAAUACACUAAAUAAAAAGGAAUAUCACAUCCCCUGUUAAGGUAUAAUAUCUGCUAUACGAGAUGGAGUUUUGAACAUGGUUGAUACUUAUGGUGAGGAGUCCUGUCCUCACAAGUGUUCAGGAUGUGUGACUGAUAAAGGUCACAUUGCUCUCACCUUCAGUAUUCUAGUCGUCUGUGCGGGAUCUGUGUCAAUGUUUGCAGUGAGUUCUGAUAACAAACAUUCCCAGAGUGCAGGUAAAUACCUCUUGUCGAUAGGUCUGUUCGCCUUCAGUGGAGGCUUUACUAACUGGAUAGCCAUACAGAUGUUAUUUUACAAAAUUCCUUUAAUCUACGGGAGUGGUGUCCUAAGGCGAAGAUAUAAAGCCAUAAGGUGUGCGAUGAAAGAUAUGAUCCUGGGUACAUUCUUCCAGCCGGAGUUUCUCAACAAGUACAUUCCACAGAAAUUGAGGGAGGCAGCAGCUGAAGCAGACGUAGAAAACAAGAUAAAUCUCUUCCUAAACACAGAAACAGGGCAGAAGAUAAUUGAGGAUAAGAUUGAUCAGAUAUCAGCAUCACCCGAGGGGCAGCUCGUUGAAUCUAUGGAUAUAAACGUUGGUACGUUCAAGCCGUUGAUAAAACCAGUAAUAGUUUCAUUCCUGUCUGACCUUGGGCCGAGCGUGUUAAAUCAUCUUAUAGAACCUGACAAUGGAGCACUGAACCUGGACAAGUUACGAGAUGAACUCAACAGGUACAUGUGCGAGCGGAUGCUGGAAGUAACUCCACAGAUGAUCCAGGACAUCAUGUACACCGUGGUCCUGCAGUACUUGGGCUGGCUGAUCGUAUGGGGUUGUGUAUUUGGGGGUGUUAUGGGGGUUAUUUGUCAAGCCAUUAAACUUACUCCUGACUAUGAGAAUUGGGCCAACUAGUGUUGCUGUGGGUUUUAUUGGUGUUGUUAAUGGCCAGGCUUUACACCUCAGACUGUGAUAAAUGUGCCGAGUGUUUGUUGGUUUUGUUAUUAACUGUCAGGCACAUUUGCCUAGUGUGAACAUUGGGAUUUUUCUGCGGGAUGAAUUUUUCUACGGUUUUUUAUGAGGGUUAAAUGAGGAGGGGUACCUGUUAAAAGUUCAAGAAACUUCCUAGAUAUGCCAAAGGAUGUAUCAGGCUUUACUGUGUGAGGCACUAUGUUCCACAGCUUCAGUGCAUACUGUAAACAUAGUACUAUUAACUAUUAUAAAAACUAUCAGUUUCUCAGCAUGCGCUAAUAAUCUGCCCGUGUUUCUCAUAGAACAAUGCAAAACAUCAGUGUCCUCCUUCACUACAUGAACAUCCCUUCUC
This is a messenger RNA of Bolinopsis microptera, 1345 nucleotides long. RefSeq lists its product as uncharacterized. The record is from RefSeq and is a predicted model, not a curated record. Lineage: Eukaryota; Metazoa; Ctenophora; Tentaculata; Lobata; Bolinopsidae. The transcript has 8 exons. The coding region runs from base 106 to 936 and encodes 276 amino acids.